Molecule: messenger RNA, 3736 nt
Organism: Arabidopsis lyrata subsp. lyrata
Lineage: Eukaryota; Viridiplantae; Streptophyta; Magnoliopsida; Brassicales; Brassicaceae
Product: probable disease resistance protein At5g45510
Exons: 3
Coding region: 149-3397 (1082 amino acids)
Molecular function (GO): ADP binding
Source: RefSeq, a predicted model, not a curated record
CGAUUGCAAAUUGGGUGAGUUAAAGUUUCUUCCGUGCCUGGUAGCUCAACGAAAGUUCAAAAUCUGUAAAAUGUGAGGAGUGAGUGAUCAUCAAAAUCUAGGCAACGAAGAGAAACAACGGUGAUUGUCGAUUUCGCUUCUCCAAGUGAUGGCUUCAAGAGCAGAGAUGCCAGAGACUGCGUGCAGAGAGAUUUUGAAAUCAUUUGAAGAUGAUAAUGUUUCGAGAGUCAUGCUUGUUGGUGAAGCUGGAAUGGGUAAGACAUGGAUGGCUCGCAAGAUAUUCCAGGAGGAUCAUGCUAAAGCGGGCUCUUGCUACAUUGCCCUCUGGUUGAGUCUGAACAAAGAUUUUGAUGAAGUGUCCCUUUACGAGAAUAUAGCUUCUCAGCUAUCAAUAUUUCUUGAUAAGGAAGAGAGUGAAGAGGAUGAUAGUGAUGAAGACGAUAGUGAAGAUGAUGAGGAUCAGUUAAAUCGAGACUUGAUGAGCUUGAAAGAUAAGAUACACCUCAAACUUUCGGAAAUUAAGCUUAUGGGUGAAGGAAGGAAAUACCUUCUCUUGGUUUUGGAUGAUGAAGGAAGCGUGACUAGUGAAAAAAAAGUGAUGAAAGAUUUGCACCUUGUGGAUUUUCUUGCACCUUAUCGACCUCUAAAGAUUCUUCUCACCAGAAGAAAAGGGGAAGAAGAUGCUAUAUAUAAGAUGAAACCCCACGCCACGGCGGAUGAGCUACAUGCUUACUCUGAUGGGAAAAUCCAAUCCCAUACCUUGGAGUCACAGAUUCUACGCGACACCUUUGCAGGUUAUUAUUUGGAGGAUUUAUUCGAGACCCUGAUCAAAUAUGAUUUACUCGAAUCCCUUGGGAACGCCGAUUAUCAAGGCUUCAUACAUCGUAUCGUGGAAAUGAGCAUGGGUUUACCAGCUGCAGUUGUUGUGAUAGCCAAGUCUCUAAAUUACAUUGCUCUGCGUGGGAUGCGUCCAUUCGCUCUUUCACUCAAGCAGGAUGAGGUUCUGAAACUAGCAGUUCUCUCCUCUUUUCCAUCUGUUUCAGAUCCUACUAUUGAGAGAGCUACUUCUAGUCACAAUCCUAUUCUACAUCUCGUGUACGAGUUAUUAAAAACAGAUGAUACUGUGAAGAGUUCUAUUGUUGACUGUUUCUGGCAUAGCUUGAACUUCUUCGAGCACUGUGGGAGUGUUUAUUACUGGGAGUUGAUCGCACAUUGGAUACUUGAAGGCUACUUCGAUCCUGUUAGAUCAGUUACGAAGGCCUAUAUGGAUGCCCAUGCUAUCUUAAUGGAGCUUAUAAACCGUGGUAUUCUGAAGAUACAAGAGGACAAUGUGGUUAUGCCAGAGAUGGCAAUGAAGAAUUUAAUAGAUCUUCGCUGUCGUGGAAUACUAGCCAGAUCUAGGAUUUCACUUGCUAAAGUUUGUGGUAGUGACAUGAAAAAAGGUCUAGGGAAAAUUAACCAAGGGGAUGACAUCAUAGAAGCAGUGCGACCGACUAGGAAAGGCAAAAUAAUUACAACAGUUCUGGUUAGUGGAAACCGUUUGCGUCGUGAAACUCCAGAGAUUUUCUUUGGAACGCUGAAGGAUCUUGAGAUACUUGGCCUUUUUAAACCCACAUUGGAUCAUUUUGUCCCAUCUUUAUUAACACUAGUGAAACUUCGAGUUCUCGUGAUCAGGGACUGUGACCGACUGAAAGAUAUAGAGGAUCUUAAGUCUCUCGAAGGGCUACGUGUUCUUGAAGUUUCUGGUGCUAGCUCCCUGAAGAAAAUCUCUGACGAAUUCUUUAAGGCAUUGUCUAAACUUCAAAGUCUUCAUCUCUCUGAGCUUCAGAUCACAUCUUCCCCUUCCAGCAUUUCUGAACUGACGGAACUUCAUUGUCUCAUCAUCAAGGACUGUCCUUUAUUGGAAGAUUUGCCAGACAUACAAGAACUAGUGAAGCUUGAGGUUGUUGAUAUUUCUGGUGCUCGUGGACUUCAAACUUGCUUCGACAACAGAAACUUUUAUCAUCUUACACAACUUCAGCUCCUUGACUUCUCAGAGAGCCAAAUAGAGCGACUACCAAUGUUCCAGGACUUUCUGGUGCCCGCCAGGCUUCACUCCUUGGCUCGGCUCUUGUUGCAUAACUGUAAAAAAUUGAGAAAAUUACCGAAUCUGAAGCCUUUGUCAGGUCUCCAAAUUCUUGAUCUUUCUGGCAGUUCUAGCUUAGUGAAAAUACUGGAAGUAUGCUUCGAGGAUAAGAAGGAACUCAGAAUUCUUAAUCUGUCAGGCACUAAUCUUUGCCAGUUGCCUUCCACCAUUGAGGAGCUACCCAAUCUCAGCGAACUCCUCUUAAGGGAUUGCACCAACCUAGAAGCUCUCCCAAACAUUGCAAAGCUCAGAAAUCUCGAGAUCUUUGAAGUUCAUGGUUGUACUAAGUUGCAUAAGAUUGAUGGAUCAUUUGAGGACAUGUCUUACCUGCGUGAAAUAGAUCUCUCUGGCACCAAAGUGAUGAAACCACCGGAGUUGCCAAAGGAAAGCAAACUCUAUUGUACAAAGCGUAUUACGCUAAAAGAUAAAAGGCCUUUUAAAGGUAAGGAUUGGAGUCAAGUAGUGAAAAACAUGCAAAGUGGGAUAUCAGAGAAUUCUAGCUCCUCCGAUGCAGUUGUUGAAUCCCAAGAAAUCUCAGAAAAGGAGUCUGGAGAAAUUCAGUCGCAUGAACCUGGUUCCAGUGAUUUUCCGGUCAGCAUGGAAGAUUUUGGCCAGUUUCCUAUAUACAGGGCUGUUUAUCAGAAGUCAAUACCCUUUGUUGAUUCUGAAAGUCAUCCAAUAAUCUUGGAGAUCCAUGGGUCUAAUAGCCAUGAUCUGGAGAAGGAAACCCUAGCUAAGGCUGAGUUUGUGUCUUUUGUGGACUGUAGCUCGACACGGCUUACAUCUGUCUUUAACGAGAUGAAAUCGGUGAAGGGUUGUUGGCUAAGGAUGUGCAAGGACAUUGAAUACAUUUUCGCUGGUGUGGAAGAGGAACGUGUGGGAUCCCUGGAGGUUUUGUCGAUUACAAACCUUAGAUUAUUAAAAAGUUUAUCAAUUGGUGGUAGCUUCAAGAAUCUGAAGAGGCUAAGCAUAGAUUGCUGCCCGAAUAUCAAAACGCUUUUCGUGGAAGCAUCGCAGCUCCCUAGCAACCUAGAAGUCUUGCAUAUAAAGUUCUGUGAGAACCUGGAGAAAGUGUCCAUAGAAGGAGAAGUGUCAACUCUCACUACUCUGUGCCUUCACGAGUUGCAUGCGUUAUCAGCUGUUCAAGCCAACCUACCUAAUCUCGAGAAAUUUGAUAAGUGGAAUUGCCCGAACCUUCCAGCUGAAAAGGAAAAUCUCAGAGGCUUGGACAGAGAAACGGUUGAGCUCACUGAUGCAUCACCACAAGAUUGAAGAUCUUAUCAGUAGCUGGAGCAAGAAUAGUAUGCAUUUGGAUGGUUGCCUAUAAUUGUUAAUGUACUUUUUUCUGCAUGUGUCUGAAAUGUUGUGUUUUGAAUAACAAACCGGCUUUGAAACAUCAUCUUACCGGUUUUCUUUUUAGUGUUGUCCUGUUUCUCUUUUACGAUAUUUUUUGCCAUAAAAAUCCCAGGCAUGGUGUGCUGAUCUUGUCUGGGUAAAUAAGACUACUGUUUUGAUUGUUUUUUUUUUUUUUUCAAACAUUAUAUAUUGAUCCUAAAGUCAAGAAGACAGUGUACAGUUGAAUUGGGUAUCCUAGAAAGCAUUAUAUAUAUA